AUGGAGCAAGGUGAAAACACCAUCAUCCAAAUUGAGGAUGAUGUCGACUCAUCCUACGGCGACGAGAGUGAUACAGCGUCGGACACAACUUCGCUCUACUCCCAAAUUACCAACCACGUAUAUGAGAAUGGAAGGAGAUACAACGGCUAUAGAUAUGGCACAUACUGGGGUCCGAAUGAUGAGCUGGCCUCCGACAACCUCGACCUCUUCCAUCAUGUAUUCAACUUGACUUUCGGGGGAAGGACAUUCCUUGCGCCGAUAACGAGCAAUCCCCAGCGGGUUCUUGACCUUGGUACUGGCACGGGAAUAUGGGCAAUGGAUUUUGCCGACGAAUUCCCCUCAGCAGCGGUUGUUGCCACAGACGUCUCACCUAUCCAGCCCAGUUUGGUCCCACCAAAUCUCGAGUUCCAGAUCGAUGACUUUUGUCAACCUUGGACGUUUAGGCAGAAUAGUUUUGAUUAUAUACAUGCGCGGUGUCUAUAUGGCUGCUGUGAUGACUAUCCCGCUCUGUAUCAAGAAGUUCUUGAUCAUUUGAAACCCGGGGGUUGGUUCGAGCAGGCUGAGAUCAGCGUGGUAGCGCAUUCGGAUGAUGAUUCUUUAAAGGGGACUGCAAUCGAGCGCUGGGGUCCUCUGGCUAUCCAAGUCGGUGAAAAAUUCGGAAAGUCUUUCCGUAUCGUUGACGAAAUGACAGAAAUGAUUCAAGCCGCGGGAUUUGUCAAUGUUAAGAAGCGGACAUUUAAAUGGCCAAUUGGCGGUUGGCCAAAGAACACUAAGCUAAAAGAAAUUGGCUUGUAUAAUAAACUGGGUUGGGAGGAUGGGUUGGAUGGCUGGGCGAACUUCUUGUUCACCAAAUUCCUCGGGUGGUCUUUAGAAGAGGUUCAGGUUCUGACGGCCCAUAUCCGCCGUGAUUUACGAAACCCGAAAAUCCAUGCCUGGCAGUACAUGUGA
Uncinocarpus reesii 1704 is the source of this 948-nucleotide messenger RNA. RefSeq lists its product as uncharacterized. NCBI's taxonomy places the organism in Eukaryota, Fungi, Ascomycota, Eurotiomycetes, Onygenales, Onygenaceae. Gene Ontology annotation, molecular function: methyltransferase activity. The record is from RefSeq and is a predicted model, not a curated record. The transcript is spliced from 3 exons. Bases 1 to 948 code for a protein of 315 amino acids.